GACCAUGAGGGCCGCGGCCAGGGGACCCGCAGAGCCGCAGUGACCGACAACCACCCCGGCACACCCACCGGCACCCCCACGGCCUCCGCCACAAGAUGUUCCGCCGGACCAUCAAUCGCUUGUGUGCUGGGGAAGAGAAACGAGUUGGUACUCGGACAGUGUUUGUUGGCCAUCGACCAGUUUCCGAAACAGAUGCUUACAUUGCCCAGAAGUUUUGUGAUAAUAGGAUAAUCUCAUCUAAGUAUACAGUUUGGAAUUUUCUCCCAAAGAAUCUUUUUGAACAGUUCAGAAGAAUAGCAAAUUUUUAUUUCCUCAUCAUAUUCCUUGUACAGGUAAUAGUAGAUACUCCAACCAGCCCAGUAACCAGUGGACUUCCACUUUUCUUUGUAAUAACUGUUACAGCCAUUAAACAGGGUUACGAAGAUUGGCUAAGACACCGAGCUGAUAAUGAAGUAAAUAAGAGCAUCAUCUACACCAUUGAAAAUGCAGAGAGAGUGAAAAAAGAGAGUGAAAAAAUCAAGGUUGGUGAUAUAGUAGAAGUAGCAGCAGAUGAAACUUUUCCCUGUGAUCUUAUCCUCUUGUCUUCAAGCAGUGAUGAUGGCAUCUGUUAUGUCACAACGACAAGUCUUGAUGGGGAGUCCAACUGCAAGACUCAUUAUGCAGUACGUGAUACCAUUAUGCUCUGUACAGCUGAUUCCAUUGACAACCUCCGUGCCACAAUUGAAUGUGAACAACCUCAACCUGAUCUCUACAAGUUUGUUGGGAGAAUCAAUAUCUAUAAUGAAGGUGCAGAAACAAUUGCCAGGUCUCUAGGUCCUGAAAAUCUAUUGUUGAAAGGAGCAACACUCAAAAAUACCAAGAAGAUUUAUGGAGUUGCUGUUUACACAGGUAUGGAAACGAAAAUGGCUUUGAACUACCAAGGAAAAUCUCAAAAACGCUCUGCUGUAGAAAAAUCUAUCAAUGCUUUCUUGAUAGUUUAUUUAUGCAUUCUUCUGACGAAAGCUGCAGUAUGCACCGCUCUGAAAUAUUUCUGGCAAAGUUACCCAUAUAAUGAUGAGCCCUGGUACAACCAAAAAACUCAAAAAGAACGUGACACUUUCAAGGUUUUGAAAAUAUUCACAGACUUCCUGUCAUUUAUGGUUCUGUUCAACUUCAUUAUCCCCGUCUCCAUGUAUGUUACAGUAGAAAUGCAGAAAUUCUUGGGCUCCUUUUUCAUUUCUUGGGAUAAAGAAUUGUUUGAUGAAGAAAUAAAAGAAGGAGCUCUAGUUAACACCUCAGACCUUAAUGAAGAACUUGGUCAGGUAGAGUUCGUAUUUACAGAUAAAACCGGAACCCUUACAGAGAACAGCAUGGAAUUCAUUGAGUGUUGCAUAGAUGGACACAAAUACAAAGAAAGCAUUUCAGAGGUCGAUGGGUUCUCUCAAACUGAUGGUCCCUUAAAAUACUUUGGAAAAGCUGAAAAGAGUCGAGAAGAGCUGUUUCUGCGAGCUUUGUGUUUGUGCCAUACUGUGCAAAUUAAAGAUUGUGACAGCAUCGAUGGACCAACAAGAGGAACAGAGUGUACUUAUAUUUCCUCUUCACCAGAUGAAGUAGCCCUAGUGAAAGGAGCCAGAAGGCAUGGGUUCACUUAUUUAGGACUCCAUGACCACUGCAUGAAAUUAGAAAAUCAGAAGAAAGAAAUAGAAGAGUAUGAACUCCUACAUGUUUUAAGCUUCGAUCCCGUCCGUCGGCGGAUGAGUGUAAUUGUGAGAAACAAUGCAGGAAAGAUACUUCUCUUUUGUAAAGGAGCUGAUUCAGCAGUUUUUCCCAGGGUACAAGCUCACGAGAUAGACCUAACUAAAGUUCAUGUAGAACGCAAUGCAUUGGAUGGGUACCGAACACUUUGUGUGGCCUUCAAAGUAUUAACUCAAGCUGAUUAUGACAAAAUUGACCGGCAUCUUUCAGAAGCUAAAAUGGCAUUACAGGAUAGAGAAGAAAAGCUGGCCAAAGUUUUUGAUGAUACAGAGACCAACAUGAAUUUGCUUGGGGCCACUGCAGUGGAAGACAGACUUCAAGACCAAGCAGCAGAAACAAUUGAGGCUUUGCACGCUGCAGGGAUGAAAGUCUGGGUGCUUACCGGAGACAAGAUGGAAACUGCAAAAUCCACCUGCUACGCCUGCAGACUUUUCCAGACGAGCACUGAGCUAUUGGAACUAACGACAAAAACCUUAGAAGGAAGUGAGAGAAAAGAGGAUCGAUUGCACGAAUUGCUGUUGGAGUAUCAUAAAAAGUUGGUGCAGGAUAGUCCCAAAAGUAGAAGCCUUAAAAGAGACUGGUCAAUACAUCAAGAAUAUGGAUUAAUUAUUGACGGCGCAACAUUAUCACUUAUAUUAAAUCCUAGUCAAGAUUCCAGUUCAAGUAAUUACAAAAGUAUUUUUUUACAAAUUUGCCUGAAGUGCACUGCAGUUCUGUGUUGUCGGAUGGCCCCUUUGCAGAAAGCGCAGAUCGUGAGGAUGGUCAAGAAUACAAGAGGGAGUCCAAUUACGCUGUCAAUAGGCGAUGGUGCCAAUGAUGUUAGUAUGAUCUUGGAAUCACAUGUGGGAAUAGGGAUAAAAGGCAAAGAAGGACGUCAAGCUGCAAGAAACAGCGACUACGCUGUUCCUAAGUUUAAGCAUUUGAGGAAGCUGCUUCUGGUUCAUGGACAUUUAUAUUAUGUGAGGAUAGCACAUCUUGUACAGUAUUUCUUCUAUAAGAACUUUUGUUUUAUUUUACCACAAUUUUUGUACCAGUUCUUCUGUGGAUUCUCACAACAGCCAUUAUAUGAUGCUGCUUACCUUACAAUGUACAAUAUUUGCUUCACAUCAUUGCCUAUCCUGGCCUACAGUUUGCUGGAGCAGCACAUCAACAUUGAUACUCUGACCUCAGAUCCAAGAUUGUAUAUGAAAAUUUCUGAUAAUGCUAUGCUGCAGUGGAGCCCUUUCCUAUAUUGGACCUUUCUGGGUGCCUUUGAUGGAAUCGUAUUUUUCUUUGGGACUUUUUUUGUUUUUCAAACUACAACGUUAGAAGAUAAUGGAAUGGUAUUUGGAAACUGGACUUUUGGAACCAUUAUCUUUACCGUAUUAGUGUUCACCGUAACGCUAAAGCUUGCAUUGGAUACUCGAUUCUGGACGUGGAUGAAUCACUUUGUGAUUUGGGGUUCUUUAGCCUUUUAUGUAUUUUUCUCAUUCUUUUGGGGAGGAAUUAUUUGGCCUUUUCUCAAGCAACAGAGAAUGUAUUUUGUAUUUGCUCACAUGCUGACUUCGGUAUCGACUUGGCUGGCAAUAAUUCUUCUGAUAUUUAUCAGUCUUUUCCCUGAGGUUCUUCUGAUAGUUGUAAAAAAUGUAAAAAGAAGAAGUGCCAGGAAAAAGCUGAACUGUAAAAAGACAUCCGAUUCAAUGUCGUCCAGACCUUCUGUCAGACCUCUUCUUUUACGAACAUUCUCAGACGAGUCUAAUAUGUUUUAACAGAGUCUACAUUUUGAGCUGCCUAUGCUGUUGUCCUACAAGCAUAUUGAUAAUGGUUACAUCUAAGAAAUGAAGCUUGAAGAAGCUGCUAUAAAAAGUUAUCAUCUCAGGAUACUUGAAAUGCAACAACUUUAAACAAUGCUCGUUACUAGUUCUGUGGGGCAAGAUAAAUGCCCACUAAACUACCAAAUCACCUUCCUUACAUGACACUGACAUCGUAAGCAGUCUUGCCCGCAAAUUCAUCAAAGCUGAAGCGCCGGUCGAAACAAGUAUGAUUGUUGUCUAUGUUCAUAUGCCAAAAUGGGUGCUUUAAAAAUAUAUAUAUAAUCUAAUGAGUUGCCAGACUCUGAAUUUAAACUCAGAAGUGUAGAUUCAUGCAUUGAGACAGUUAGAUUUUCUGGACGUGACUUUUUAUCUGGCUAAAAAAAUCUGGAUUUCCAGAGAAUUAGUUAAUUGUUUUAAGUUUUCAAAUUCAUCUAAAGAAAUACUUGAAAAUAUGGGAGUCGUUUUUCCAUUGUAAAAUGUGCCAAUGGCGAAACUUCCGUGUAUCGAGUGAAACAGUUUAAUAGGCUCUUCACUUCCAUGUGAUUGUGUGCUGGUAUUAAAAAAAACAAAAACACCUAGAUUUAGAAAUUUUAGUGCAUUUCAAAUAGCAAGAAGGUUUGGUUUUUUAUGGGAUUUGUUAAGCGCUCACUAUGUAUUAAGAACUAUUCUAAGCGCUGUGGUAGAUACAGAUUAAUCAGACUGGAUAUAAUCCUUAGCCCAAUGGGGUUCUCAGUCCAAGUAGUAGGGAGAACAGGAAUUGAGUCCCCAUUUUGCAAAUGGGGAACAUAAAACACAGAGAGAUUAAGUGAUUUGCCCAAGGUCACACAGCUGGCAAGUGACACAGCUGGGAUUAGAAACCAGAUCCUCUGGCUCCCAGGCCUGUGCUUUAACCAUUAGGCCACAUUGCUUCCCUAAAAGAGUUGCCGGGCAUUUUGUGGGGAAGCAUGGAAAAAAUGAAUUUCCUAACACAUUUUGCUCUUGAGGUUACUUUGGACAUAUUAGUGUGAGUGGAAAAUAAUACACCAAAUCCGGUUACGAAAAUUUUUUAAAUUUGUUCAAAAUUAAACAUAACUGUCAUGUCAUUUUUACCAGUGACAUGCGGUCUGGUGGGCAGAAUGUAUUGGUUCAAAAAUGAAAAACCCUAGAACUUAAAUCUUUAGCAUUUGAGUUGAAAGGAAGGCAAAAAACGAAAAAAAUAAAAGAUGCCUAUGGAAAUUUUACUGUGUUUCGCGUGGACGUGGGAGUGGAUGUUGAUGGCGGAUCUCCCACGAUGUUACCUCUGCCACCAGGUAGGCCAAGGUCAGAGGUUGAGUGACCAAGAAUGCUCUCUUCGUUCAUUAACUUGGCUCAUGUCAGGUGUUUACAGAAGCAUCCUCCUAUGGUAAAAUGCUUGCCUGCAGGCUACAGUUCCUGAAAAGAGUUAAUAGACAUUGUAUAGAUGAGAAGUGUAGUUGCUGUUUGUUUAAAAAUAUAUAUAUAUAUAUUUUUUGAUAUGGGUUAGUACAUUUGUUUUUGAAGUCCUUUGAAAAUUCCUCAUGUUUGUGUUCAUUUGUUUUAUUAUGUUGACAAGCCAGCCGUGGUGUUAUCGCAUACUUUGGAAUAGUACACAGCUGCCAAUGUUAUUAUUGGAUAUAUUGUAUCUUAGGAAAAAUAUCAGAUACAGUGCCUAGCAAGACAUUUAAUGUGGCC
Tachyglossus aculeatus (Australian echidna) is the source of this 5216-nucleotide messenger RNA. It is a transcript of the gene ATP11C, whose product is annotated as ATPase phospholipid transporting 11C. Gene Ontology annotation, cellular component: endoplasmic reticulum; plasma membrane; recycling endosome. The transcript is spliced from 30 exons. The coding region runs from base 96 to 3482 and encodes 1128 amino acids. The record is from RefSeq and is a predicted model, not a curated record. NCBI's taxonomy places the organism in Eukaryota, Metazoa, Chordata, Mammalia, Monotremata, Tachyglossidae. Gene Ontology annotation, molecular function: ATP hydrolysis activity; ATPase-coupled intramembrane lipid carrier activity; magnesium ion binding. Gene Ontology annotation, biological process: phospholipid translocation.